Bipolaris sorokiniana ND90Pr is the source of this 823-nucleotide messenger RNA. RefSeq lists its product as uncharacterized. The annotation marks the transcript as partial. NCBI's taxonomy places the organism in Eukaryota, Fungi, Ascomycota, Dothideomycetes, Pleosporales, Pleosporaceae. The transcript has 3 exons. The record is from RefSeq and is a predicted model, not a curated record.
UUUAGAAAAGCUAGACUCCCUGAUAUUAGAAUCUUCGAGAAAGGCUCACACGAAGAAUACACGCAGUGGAAGAUGCAGAUCCACGCGUUCUUCGAAGACCCUUUAAUUAAGCAAAAAGCUCUACAGUAUCUCCGUACGACUAAGCAAGGAAAAGGCGAGUUUCUUUUCUACGAGAAUCUUAAGGUAAUUAACCAACUCUCGUCUAACGCGCCCUCUUACUCGACCUCUCUUCCUACGUCUACCCUAGCUGCCGUGGACGAAAUGGACUGGACGCCUAAUAUAGGCGCCAUGCGUCCCCGUACGAGGAAUGAGUACUGGGGUACACAAAACCAAAUUGCUCAACGUAAGGAGGAGGGCAGCUGCCUACGCUAUGGCAUCCACGGCCACCUCGUACGACAGUGUAAAGCAGCAGUCCCAAAACGCACGCGCAAGCUAGAGACCGUAACAAAAGUCCUAGCUGCUACCUUAGAAGACGAGAGCUCGGACGAGGGAAAAGAGGAGCCCUAGUCCAAAAACGCCGACUAGGGCAGCCAAAGCAGGUUAAGCAGGUCGUACGACCUGUCCAAGAGCUACUUUACUAACUAAAGCCUACUCAGCCAAUGUCCAUAGACGUAAUCGUUAAUCUUUUGAAAAACGCUACUACUAUGAUUGAUAAUGGGUGCUGUACUUAUGCGAUAGUAUGUGAAAGACUCGUACGAGAACUUGACCUGCCGCGCGUAUCUAUCUCUACUAGGGAGAUUAAAGGUGUUAAUAACCAGAAGAGCACCGUAGGAGCCAUUACUCAAUUUACUAUAGACGUUGGAGGGAUUAAGCGAAAAGCAGC